This is a messenger RNA of Toxorhynchites rutilus septentrionalis, 1710 nucleotides long. Its product is annotated as tigger transposable element-derived protein 2-like. Lineage: Eukaryota; Metazoa; Arthropoda; Insecta; Diptera; Culicidae. Gene Ontology annotation, cellular component: nucleus. Bases 1 to 1446 code for a protein of 481 amino acids. The record is from RefSeq and is a predicted model, not a curated record. Gene Ontology annotation, molecular function: DNA binding. The transcript is spliced from 4 exons.
AUGGAUGGUUUGCAAGGAUCCAGUACGAACGUUAACUGGAAACGGAGGAGCAAUUUCCUGACGCUGGUGGAGAAGGUUCGCAUAAUUGAUGAUUUUGAAGCAGAAGGUGGUACGCAUAACUUUCUUGGGAAGAAGUACGGCGUAGGAUCUUCUACGGUCACGAGAAUAAUCCAAAAGAAAAAAGCAAUUCGUGAGGCAGUGGACAAGUUCAAGGAAUAUGGUGUAAAUAAUCGAAAAACAUUGAAAGAGCAGACGUUCCCUUUGCUGGAAGAAGCUCUUUACAUCUGGAUUUUACAGCAGCGGCAGUCCAACAUUUUGUUGACAGUGGAUAUUCUUAAAGCAAAGGCGGAGCUGCUGUUUAAGAUGUUCCAGGACCGGGGGCUCUAUGCGGUGCAUGGUUUUUCUACUUCGGAUGGCUGGAUGCAUCGUUUUAAGCAGCGGUUUGGAUUGCGCGUGAAAGCCGUAACAGGAGAAAAGGCAUCGGUAAACGUUGAAGCAUACCUAAAUUUCAAGAAGGUUCUACAGAAGAAGAUUCAGGAAAUGCAGCUAUCACUAUCCCAAGUCUUUAAUGCAGAUGAAUCUGCCUUGUUCAUCAAGCUCCUAGCCACACGCUCUGUCGUUACCUGUGAUGAAACCGUGGCAAGCGGACGGAAGCAAAACAAGCUUCCGUUGUAUUUCAUUUGCACUGCUACAAAACCACGAGGAAUCAACAUCGAAGAACUUCCCGUUUCAUAUAAUCAUUCCAAAAAGGCUUGGAUGACCAGGCUGUUGUUCCGUCAAUGGUUCCACGAAGACCGAUGGAAUGCCAGCCAAGCGGUCAUCAAUGCAAUCAAGCGAAAGUAUAAAAGAAAACUGAUGCUCGCAUUAAUUCUGGAAAACGAACACUUAAGUUUCGAAGAACGAUUGAAGAAGAUUAAUCUUCAACAGUGUAUUUCGUGGUUGGCAACCUCUUGGGAGGAGAUAUCUGACAAAACUAUACGUAAUUCGUGGAAGAAAUUGAUCGAUGGUUUGCCGGAGGAUGCUGUUAAUGUAGACUCGAAAGCGGCCGAUGAUGACUUCAAAGCGCUUGUGUCCAGGAUUGACAGUUUGGCAGGAACAAAAACAUCUGAGCAAGAUAUUGAUCUGUGGAUCAAAGAUCAGGUGUAUGAUGCUGAUCAUAAUCCAGAUUGGGUAACCAGUGAAGUGUUCUCUGAUGACGAGAUUUUGUCAUCAGUUCUCAAGAAAGAUCAACCUGAAAUGCAAGAAGAAUGGUUGGUAGACACAGAAGAUGGAAGUAAUUCGUUUGAUACUUCCAUUACUAGUACCGGAGAUCCUGAUUUUGGCGAUGCAAUCAAGUCAAUUGAUUGCCUAGUUCGCUAUAUGAAGCAUGAUGUUGCAGAAGUAUGCCGUUUGAACGCGCUACGUUCGAAAAUCACUGAAGUUGAAUGGCUAGAACGAGCAUGUUGAAGAACUCUACCAUUUUGUUGAAAAUGAAUUUAUAUGGUUUGUUUAAUUUUGUUUGAAACGUUUAAAAUAAAUAUUGUUUUUGUUGAAUAAUAUUCGAUUUUAUUUAUUUCAAUGAUUCAUUUAAAAUUUAUUUUAAACCUAAAAACACCAUCCACGAGCCCCUCGAAAAAAAUUUUACGUUGUCAGAAUUGACGUUUGUCUUCGAUUUAGUUGGGCUAUAGCCCAACGAACGGGAGCCCAACUAAAUCGAAGCCCAACUAAAGA